CCCAUUUCAGUGCAGGCAUAAAUUUAGCUGUCACCCUCAAGGCCUCAUUAUUGGGAAAGGGGUGCUACCGAUUUCAGAACCAGACUGCUGUUUCGCCUUGCCACUAUCGAUCCAGCUUCUCUGCCGCUUCCAGCCCGUUUCUCUUCACGACCCCUGAAGAUGUGGGUUUCCUUCCUCCUCGUCUUGCCUGUUCUUUCAGCCGUCUCUGCCCAAGAAGACUUGUCUAGAAAGGUCUUUCUUUUCCGCAACGAGCCCAGCGAAGACUACGUCGUCCUUAAGCCCCAGCCGAAAGAACCACUGCAGAAUUUCACCGUUUGCCUGCGAUCCUACACGGACCUGACUCGGCCCUACGGCCUCUUCUCUUACGCCACACAUUCCGAGGACAACGAGAUCCUCAUUUUCAAGCCCAAGCCGGGAGAAUACCGAGUCUUUGUGGGGGGAGAAUAUGUAUUCUUCAGAGUCCCAGAGGAUCCCCUAAUCUGGGAACACGUCUGCGUUGCCUGGGAAUCAGCCACGGGGACUGUCGAAUUUUGGAUGAACGGGAAGCCCUGGCCGCGGAAGGGGCUGAAGAAAGGUCACACGGUUCCCGCAGAAGCGUUUAUCCUCUUAGGCCAAGAGCAAGACCAUUACGGGGGUUCAGCCGACUCGUACAACUCCUUCUCGGGAGAACUGGCUGAUGUCUAUAUGUGGGACUUCCUUCUUUCACCUCAUAAGAUGAGGUCAGCCUACCAGGAUUUUCAGCUUCCCAGCUGUACUCUGGGGUGGAAGAACCUGCAGUAUGAAAUCAAGGGUGACGUGAUAGUCAAGGCUAGGCUACGAUAACGGGACGGUGUGAAGAUCCAGUCUUGCAAAUAAACCCACAAAAAUCAUAAGAACAUCAGAGACGCCGAUGUUGGAUCAGGCCAAAGGCCCAUC
Gekko japonicus is the source of this 915-nucleotide messenger RNA. RefSeq names its product serum amyloid P-component-like. NCBI's taxonomy places the organism in Eukaryota, Metazoa, Chordata, Lepidosauria, Squamata, Gekkonidae. Bases 160 to 822 code for a protein of 220 amino acids. Gene Ontology annotation, molecular function: complement component C1q complex binding. Gene Ontology annotation, biological process: innate immune response. The record is from RefSeq and is a predicted model, not a curated record. The transcript has 2 exons.